AUGGAAGCCCUCGAUCUCCCCGCUACAGUCGAGCCCUUGCAGCCAGCGUUCAGCAGUCGUCCCGGUCCUGUAUGUGUGGGUGGAGAAGGGGUCUUCCAAGCCGCCUUUCUCGGCAAUUCAUCGUCCAACACUCGCCGUAAGCUACUACCGUCCCGUUCCUGCUCUCCGCAUCGCUCCAUCGGGGUUCAACGCAUACUGGGACGCACCGCAGUUGGCACUAUGGAAGCCCUCGAGCCCCCCGCCACAGUCGAGCAAUUGCAGCCAGCGAUCAUCAGUCGUCCCGGUCCUGUGUGUGGGAUGGGUGAAAGGGUCUUCCAACCCGCCACAAAUGGCAAGUAUACAUCUGAUCCGAACACUUCAAGCGCUGAUGUAUUCUUCGCUUCCAGUAAUUUGCCUUUUGCUCUAACAUCUUGUGACGAGAUGUCAACUAUUUCUGUCGCCGAUGAUGAUCGCUGCAUUCUGGAGCGCGAUGCAGUUGAUUCGCCCUCUGCAGAACCUGAUCCGUCAUCCAAUAACAUCGAGAUUUACUACCAGAAUACUAUUACAAGUACGCUGAAUAGCUUGUGUCCUCCCACCCGUGCCGUGGCAGCCUGGGAUUGA
This is a messenger RNA of Topomyia yanbarensis, 600 nucleotides long. RefSeq lists its product as uncharacterized. The record is from RefSeq and is a predicted model, not a curated record. The coding region runs from base 1 to 600 and encodes 199 amino acids. The transcript has 4 exons. Lineage: Eukaryota; Metazoa; Arthropoda; Insecta; Diptera; Culicidae.